AUGAAUAAGAGACAUCCAUUUGGUCUUCCAAUCUGGAAACCUGCUUUGUACAAAAAAUCACGCUCGGUGGUCCGCAAGGCCAACAGUUCCCUUCAUGCCUCCCCAUCUUCCUCGCCAGAACUGUUUCUUAACCCAGGAAACAUUGCAUGGACAUUAGUAUUUGGAUGGUGGCUAGCUUUGGUGAUGUUUAUCAUCUCAAUUGUUAUGAUAAUAAUCCCCACAAACGGACGUGCCUAUGCACUUGUGCUCAGAGAACUAGCAGCAUAUCUUCUGUGGCCAUUUGGCAGAUACAUCGAAAGACAUGUUGAGAUCACUCCAUCUGAUCCAAGACAUCCUUCUGCUUCCGUAGAUGAGGAGUCAGGGCUGUUGCAGAACCAAAGAGCUGAUGAUACAGCUCAGAGAAAUAAGCCAACUCUGAAACAAAGAAUCUCAAGUGUAUUACGGCUUGGUUUGGCUGGUUGGAUCUACUAUGUUUUAUUUUUUGUAAUCGCAGCUCCACUUCUGCUGCUUGUGUCUACUAUAUGCUGGCUGUGUGUCGUUACCAUUCCAAUGGCUAAGCUAAAUUACAUUCUCCUGCGCCAUCUUUACCGUCAUCCACUCACACUGCGUUUCAAAUCAAGUCCAUCCGGUCAGUCCCAGAUGAACGCAACCGGCAAGCCUAUCAUCAUCUUGCUGUGUACAUACCAGGCCAUCGGAUUGCAGUAUUACAAAUACACCUAUGAUGGCAUCAAUAUCAUGUUCAUCAAUUUACUACCCAUCGUGUUCUUUGUCAUAUUUGACGACCAUGUUCUCAAAAAAUAUCUCCCAGACUCUAUCGUCACAUCACCAACAGCCAUCUUCUCACUUUCCUUGGCGUCUGUCAUCCCACUUUCAUACUUUAUCGGAAUGGGUGUCAGUUCUGUGUCAGCCCAGAGUAGUAUGGGUGUGGGUGCAGUAAUCAACGCUACCUUUGGUAGUAUCAUCGAAAUCAUUCUCUAUUCUGUGGCCCUGAUGGGUGGGAAGAGUGCUUUGGUUGAAGGUUCCCUGAUAGGAAGUAUCUUGGCCGGUGUUCUCUUACUCCCAGGUUGUUCCAUGAUAAGUGCUGGUGUAAAACGAAAGGAACAGCGUUUCAAUGCUAAAAGUGCCGGUGUUACAUCCACUAUGCUUAUUAUGGCCAUCAUUGGCAUCUUGACACCCACAUUGUUUUACCAAAUGUUAGGAUCCUUUGAACUACGGUGCACCGGGUGUCCAGAGUCGAGCAAUGGUACAGGUGUGAUUGCUUGUUCCCAGUGUUACUAUGACCAGAUGAACCCGACCUUGGAUCCAGUUUACCAGAACAGUGUCAAGCCUCUCAUGUGGAUAUGUGCCGCUAUCCUUCCUUCGGUUUAUUUUAUAGGAUUAGUGUUUAGUUUGCACACACAUGUGGAUAUGGUCUGGAAGAGCUCUACUCCAAAAGCCCCCAAACAACCCCACCAAUCAUACUACCAGCGAUUAUUGCCUGCUCAUAUCCUUUCUCAUCUCACACAUCAUCCCGCAACUGCCAAGGAUGUUGCACCGUCUCAGACUAUACCAGUAACAACAUCUGGACCAGCUUCAUUGGCUCUCUAUAGCGCCACACAAAACUUGCCGCAUACAACAUCUUCUCCCCCUCUUCCUUCCCAUUCUCCUCCACCUACUACUGCUCAAAUCCAGGACUCUACUGCUGGCAGCAAUACAACUCUCUAUAACCCUCAUAACCCUAACUUUAUACCAAUUGUUGGACCAAACAACCUUCCAGCUACUCCUAUAACUUUUAUCCACGCCAAAGAACCUGAUGAGGAUGAGGAUGAAGAAGAGGCCGCUGGACACGACUCGCCUAAUUGGAGUAAGACCAAGAGUUUCACAGUUUUGUUCGGCUGCACAUUGCUGUAUUCUAUUAUUGCCGAGAUCUUGAUCGAAACAGUUGAUCUGGUUAUGGACAGUCUGGUAGUCGAUGAGAAGUUUUUGGGAUUAACCUUGUUUGCGUUGGUACCAAACAUUACCGAGUUUAUGAACGCUAUUUCGUUUGCUUUGAAUGGAAACAUUGUUCUCAGUAUGGAAAUUGGUUCGGCGUAUGCACUUCAAGUGUGCCUGUUGCAGAUCCCAGCCAUGGUUGGGUUCUCCCUUUGGUACAACUGGGAUAAAGAAGAAGUUGCUCGCUAUACCUUUAGUCUGGUAUUUCCUCGUUGGGAUGUCAUCUCGGUUAUAUUCUCGGUGUUUUUGUUGACUUAUACUUACCAAGAAGGCAAGGCCAAUUACUUCAAGGGCUCAAUCCUUAUCCUCAGUUACUGUGUUCUGGUGGCUGGAUUCUAUUAUAUCCCACCAUCAGCC
Messenger RNA from Phycomyces blakesleeanus NRRL 1555(-), 2328 nucleotides. RefSeq lists its product as hypothetical. NCBI's taxonomy places the organism in Eukaryota, Fungi, Mucoromycota, Mucoromycetes, Mucorales, Phycomycetaceae. Gene Ontology annotation, molecular function: calcium:proton antiporter activity. The record is from RefSeq and is a predicted model, not a curated record. The transcript has 6 exons. The annotation marks the transcript as partial. Gene Ontology annotation, cellular component: endomembrane system; membrane. Gene Ontology annotation, biological process: calcium ion transmembrane transport; intracellular calcium ion homeostasis.